This is a messenger RNA of Scomber scombrus (Atlantic mackerel), 2326 nucleotides long. It is a transcript of the gene slbp, whose product is annotated as stem-loop histone mRNA binding protein. NCBI's taxonomy places the organism in Eukaryota, Metazoa, Chordata, Actinopteri, Scombriformes, Scombridae. The transcript has 8 exons. Gene Ontology annotation, cellular component: cytoplasm; histone pre-mRNA 3'end processing complex. Gene Ontology annotation, molecular function: histone pre-mRNA stem-loop binding; mRNA binding. Gene Ontology annotation, biological process: mRNA 3'-end processing by stem-loop binding and cleavage; mRNA transport. The record is from RefSeq and is a predicted model, not a curated record. The coding region runs from base 179 to 1030 and encodes 283 amino acids.
AUGUGAGGCGGUUGGUUGGUGUGAGGCCGCGCGUCUUAUUGGCGGGUGUCUGUCAUUGUUAAUCUGAAGGAAACACACCAGAAGAAGUGUUGGCGGUUAGCUGCUAGACCCGCUUUAAAAUCUCCCAGCUGAUUCUCAGAUAGCACUAACGUAGUUUAACUUACAAAGUAUCAAGAAAAUGUCGAACUGGAUCAGAAGCAGACGACGUGAUGCUCACAGCAGCGAUAAUGAAAACAGGAGCGAAGGCCCUUCUCGAUGGUCCCAUUGCAGGAAAAGAGGGAUUGAUGGAAGCCUGCGGUCCAGUAGAGAUGGAGGUGACGGGGUGAACAAUGGGAGCACUGACAGCAGAGACAGACACUCUGACAGCAGACAUGCCAGUUUCACCACUCCAGAAAGCAGAGGCCCGGUGUCUCGGUGUGACAGACAGGGUGACUGGGGCAGCCAGGUGGAGGACGCUGAGAUGAGGAGAGAUGUACACAGAGACAUGCAGCGUUACAGGAGGAGGAUACUGGGUGCAGAGGUCACCCAGAGAGAGCGAAAGAUCUCCUCUGGCUCUUCUGAGAGCUGUGACUCCAGAGAGGGAGAAAACAUGGAGACUGAUGAGGCUGUGUUGUUACGGCGACAGAAACAGAUCAACUAUGGCAAAAAUACACUGGCCUAUGAUCGAUACACCAAGGAAGUUCCCAAACACAUGCGUCAGCCGGGUGUUCAUCCAAAGACUCCCAAUAAGUUCAGGAAGUACAGUCGGCGCUCGUGGGACCAGCAGAUCAAACUGUGGAAGGUCAAACUGCACGCCUGGGACCCCCCAGCAGAGGAGGGCCAAGACAAAGUCCUCGAUAACAUUGAUGAGCUGGGUCUCGAUGAUGUGAUGGACAUUGAGCUGGACUUCCCAACCUUGUCAGACUCUCAGAAUGCCACAGUGUCUCUCACCGCACGCAACAUUUCACUCGAGGGUCAGGGUGAAGACUGCUCGGGAACUCCAGUUAAAGUACAGAAGACAGAACCCUCAGCAGAGCCCGACAUGGCAUAGCUCAUCCAUCACCUUCUGCAAGAAAAUUCAACAUGUUCACACACAUUUCAGAUGCUUCGGCCGUUUGUCCUGACAACCUACCAUGCUACCCACAGUGCCUCUGUUCCAGGUGCCAUCUACUUGAUCUGCUUGAAAUGAUGCUGAACCUGCACAGCUUCAGUGCUGUGUGUGCCCCAGCUGGUAGUUAUUAAUUCAACACUGUAAUACAUUAAGUGUUCUUUUUCCAUGAAUAUAGUCCUUUCUAAAGGGACAGUUCACCCCAAAAACAAACACACACAUUUUUCCUCUUACCUGUAGUACUGUUUAUCCAACUAGAUCAUUUUGGUGUUUACGCAAGAUAACUACAGACCUUGCUGUAAAGCAGUUUCACAUAGGAACUGUUUUCCUUCUACACAACCACGAGUAGAUUAUAGUUCCUACAUGUGGAUUUUCUUGAGUAAGUGGGUCAUGACUGGAAAGAGACAUUGCUGUUGAGUUUUUCACAUGUAUUUUGGUGUUUGGGCCAUGCAGCUCCAUUGUAUUGUAUUGGAGAGAAAGCAGACAUCUCUACAGCCGAUAGCUCCAAAACUUGAAUCUCAGACCAAAAUGAUCUAGAUGGAUAAAUAAGUGAGUGGUAAAAUAUGUAUGUUUGAUUUUGGGAUGAACUGUUCCUUUAAUCCAUAUGUUGCAACCUUUAUACAGAUUAUUAUCUGCUCAGGGAAUCUUAUUUCAUGGCAAGAUUUUACAGUUGCAUGUUUAAUGAAAGGAUAUGGCUAGUAUUUAUUUUUACUGUCAACAAAUCAAAAAAAAAAAGAAGGAAAAAAAUACCUAACCAUUUUAUCAGGGUGAUGGAAUACAGCACAGAGCUGAUGAGAUGCAUCAGGCUCUGGAUACACACAUAAUACUUGUUAGUAGUUAAGUUUGUUGUUAGUUUGAAUCCAAAUAUGAGAUUUGUUGACAACAAGUAAAAUAGAAAGUUGCUGCCUCAUCCUUUAACGUUCCUUCUGUUUAAUGGCUGAGGCUUGAAGCACUGAUGUGUGUCCUGGCAGAGCAGGCAUGCACGUUUUGUCAUGUCCAUUUGCUCCAAAUGUUAACUCACAUCCUGUUUAUAUUUGCUAAAUAGAAUUAGAAACUAGUUUAAAGGAGAUGGGCAAACAAAAGGCAAAGUAUUUACCUUUAUUGUGGUUUAAGAUUUUCUUUCAGUUAUGUACAAUUUUAAAUGCUGAAGAGUACAAUAACUAUGGGCUGUGAUUAGCUUUUACAUGGGUUGUGUUUUUAAUACAAAUGUUAUUGUGUUACUUAUUGUUUCCUUUUAUG